AUGGAAAAUGGCAACUUCUCCCAACCAUCCGUACUGACGCUCAGAUUUGGAGACCUAAAAGCACUGAGAUAUCUUUAUUGUGUCAUAGCUGUGUCUGUGUACCUAUCAAUUCUUAUUUUCAAUGGCAUAGUGAUCACUACUAUUAAACAGAACAGGAGUCUUCACGAGCCAAUGUACAUUUUUAUAUCUGUCUUGUGCUUUAAUGGCCUCUACGGGAGUAGCUCUUUUUUCCUCGGUCUCUUUGUGAACCUUCUUCAGGAAACCCAAACUAUUUCGUACAGCUCAUGCCUGGCACAAGUGUUUUGCAUCCACACCUAUGGGUCCUUUGAGAUGACCAUACUGGCAGUGAUGGCCUAUGACAGUUAUGUGUGCAUCUGUAACCCGCUGAGAUACCCCAGCAUCAUGACCUCAUCGACAGUAUUCAAAUUGAUUCUUGGAGCUUAUCUACAGCCUGUAAUAAUAUUUGGCUGCCAAUUUAUAUUCACGGUUAGACUGCCAUUGUGUUCCUCAGAAAUCUUGAAGAUCUACUGUGACAACUGGUCGGUGGUGAGACUCUCUUGCGUUGACACAACGUUGAACAAUUACUUUGGAAUCUUUGUGACUACAGCUAUGCUGGGGGUGAAUCCGCUCUUUAUAUUCUUUACUUAUGUUCAGAUUUUUAGGGUCUGUGGGAAAUCUUCAAAAGCAGUUAGAGACAAGUCCCUUCAGACCUGUACUCUGCACUUGAUAAGCAUUGUAACCUUCAUCCUUGAUACCCUCUUUGAGCUCCUCCUAUACCGAUAUGCACCAGAAAAGCUGCCGUAUGAAUUCAGAGUCAUCAUGUCUCUCCAGUUUCUGGUGGUGCCACCAUUGCUAAAUCCUUUCCUUUAUGGGGUGAAGAUGAAGAACAUAAGGACUAAGGUAAUAGGUCUCUUUCAGAAGAAAAGGCUUUAA
Nanorana parkeri is the source of this 933-nucleotide messenger RNA. RefSeq names its product olfactory receptor 51I2-like. The transcript has a single exon. NCBI's taxonomy places the organism in Eukaryota, Metazoa, Chordata, Amphibia, Anura, Dicroglossidae. The coding region runs from base 1 to 933 and encodes 310 amino acids. Gene Ontology annotation, cellular component: membrane. Gene Ontology annotation, molecular function: olfactory receptor activity. Gene Ontology annotation, biological process: G protein-coupled receptor signaling pathway. The record is from RefSeq and is a predicted model, not a curated record.